AGAUGGGCAGAUAGGAACAGGUUAGCCAUGAAUGGGAGAUGACAACAUGCUUCUCCCUCUCUCUCCCUCUCUCUCUGUGCUGUAGCGUACACUACUACCCUCUGCAGCCAUAACGAUGCAAGACGAGAUGAGGAGAGGAGGAUGGUGGAGUGAGGCAGGGCGGGGCUGCUGAGUGACAGAGGCAGGAGAGGGAGGAAGCUGCUCAACAGACGAGGAGGAGGAGGAGGAGGAGGAGGAAGGGUAAAUCCACAGGACCAGAGUGCCGGCAGCAGAGGAGGGGAGGGGGGGCUUCCAGACUGGAUGGGCCCAGCAAUGCCUUGAUGGAGCAUGGGCCAGGUUUUAGGAUUCUCCCACUGCCAUUUACGUCAAAGUGUGACUGUUUUCUUCCAGAGGAAUAUGGCUCUGUGGCGUCCACCCCAGACUCGACUCCUCCGUGCACUGAUGGCGGAAAUGAGGAGUCAGAGAUGUACGAGCUGCAAACAGCCAGAGAGUGGUCCGACGACGACGAGGGGGGAGACCCAGAUGAUGACGAGGGUCUGGCUUCCUCCCCGUCCAUCUGGGGCACGCCUCGUCAGAACUCUUUCGAGCUGACUUUCUCCUACAUCGCCAUUGCCGAGGCCGAAGCUGUGGGAGCCUCCCGACACCUCCGGGACCGACGCAGAGGAGGCUCCAGGGGAAGCCGAACUCCUCUGAUGCGUGCAGACACCCUGGAAACACUGCUGGACUCCCCCGACGUAGACUGGGACCCUCAAGGCUUCCUCGGUCGGGAGGAGGAAGAGGAGGAGGCUUCAGGGAGGAGAGAGCAGGAGAGGGCGGAGGCAAGGACAGCGAUGAGGGAAAGGGAGCAGCAUGGACAAACUGAGACUAUUACAAUUCAGCCCUCUCCCCAAAAUCUGGACACAGAGAAUCAAGGGAGAGACGCAGGAGUCCAAAGAGACGAGAGUGUGACUCAGACUUUCCAGCCUCCCUCUCAGUCAUCCCAAAUACAGAGCUCCUCACAGACACUCCAGGCAGCAUCCUCACCGACCCCUGAGCCAGAGUCUCCCGUCGCCAGGGAAACCAUUUCAGUCAAGCUGCUCACAUCUGUGCGACCCAGAGGUGCGGCGUCCUCGUCGUCGGCUGCCAUUGGCCUAAACUCUCAGGAAGAACUGGUCAGCGAUCACUGGUUUUCAGCACUUAACUUAACAGAGGACUCGACAGUCUGCACACACAUAGCAGUGAUGGACCUGAUCUACUGGAAGGACACGGAGCGAACCGGCAUGGUUCUCACAGGGUUAGUGGUGGGUUUGCUGUCCCUGUUCCAGCUCAGCAUCAUCACCGUGAUCUCCACAGUCUGCCUGGCUGUCAUGUGCUUCACCAUCUCAGUGCGCAUCUACUACCAACUCCUCUACAUCCUCAGCUGGGGUGAUGGAGAACAUCCCUUCAAGUCAUACUUGGACUUGGACAUCAGUUUCAGUGGCGAGCAGGCUGACCUCUAUGUGCAGAAAGCCAUCGUCAUGGCUCUGUCUGCUGUUGACAGUCUGAAGAGACUCUUUUUCGUUGAAAGCGUUUUUGAAUCCCUGAAGCUCCUGGUUCUGAUGUACCUGGUGACAUAUCUGGGAGAACUGUGCAAUGGCCUUACUCUGCUCAUCAUCAGUGUGAUCGCUGUCUUUUCUCUGCCAAUUUUCUACAGUCGACGCCAGGAAGAGGUGGACGGCUUCAUUGCAAAAAUUCAGGCCAAGAUUGACAACGUCAAGGACUUUCUGCAAAGACUUGUCCAGGGUGGCGGCCCUCCUCCUGAUCCAACUCCUGGUGGUGCCAAACCCAAAACCCAAUAAACACUCAUGGACACCAACUUAAAGAGACGCUACCAGAGUCACAGACUGUCACUCAGAUGUCUUACUCAGCGGUCUGUGCUCGGAGCUGCAGAGGACAGAGCUCCAGAGACUAGGGAAGGGAAGGGAGGUUAUUUAAAUGAAUGAGGAUUGCGCAUGGUACUUUAUACUCUAACUGUAUCUGGGGUCGGAGGAUGGGGUUGAGAUAAUUCUUCUUCGAGGUGAAAUCGAGGUGUAGGAAUCCUGGAUGACACUGAUUCCACCACACAGCUUGACAUGCGCGACCAUCUUUGGAAAUACUGUUUUUAACAUGUAAAAAUGACUUUGAAGGGGCUGUAGUCCAAAUGAGGUACUAAGACCAUAAAUGGGAAGUUCUCACACCGACAGCUACACCUGAGAAAAGAGAAGCGAGUUGUUAAGGUGAUUUAUGUGAGACGACAAAAACAGGUUUCAAUACUGAUCAUGGCAGCAUAAAACUAGCAAUUAAGGAUGCACGUGUCAGCAUAUGAACAUUUCUGAUUAUUCAUUCUCAUGACUGUUUAUCUGUGUGUGUGCAAGUAUGGCUGUGUCUAUGUUUGUGUGUGCGUGUGACAUUCUUGACAUGCAGCUUGCUGAGUUGAAAAUGUUACCCACAAGCAAUUAAAGUCACAUUUCUUCUUUAUUUUCCAAAAACGUUCUGUUUCUUUUCACCCCCACUGACUUUCACUUUGAUUCACCACAUCACUCAUUUUUCUUUUUCUGUACUCCAUCGCUUACACCGACGGCUGCUGCUUUCCCUCAUUCCUUUGAUGCAAAAGGAAAGUUGAAACACAAUAUUCAGAAAGAUGAAUGAGCUCCGUAACGCGUUUCAGUGCAUCGUAAAAUGGAAACACGGCAGGCGGUCGGUCUUUGACUGAGCAUCAGAGGUGUUACUGAGGAAUUUUAUGGUCUAGUAGCCGGGCGAUGAAAGGAAAAAGUGCUAAGGUUUCAAAUAGACACGCUCUCUGUGCUCUUUAUGUGUUUAUCUCCAGCCUGGGAUCAAACAUGUGAAGGAAUGUAGAAGUGAAAUUACAGCAGGUGCCUUUCUAACUGCAGGUUAUAGUGCAUGAUCUGAUUCACAGUACUUACAACUGCUUACAGCGACUUUUCCUCCCGUAACAGACCACUUCUCACAUUUACCCGACCAUUGCCUUCCUGAGAAUGAUGUUUUGUAUGUGUACAAUACUUGUGUGAUACCACAUGUAUAUCCUGACAAGGUAACGUAUACAGAAUUGUAAGUAGAUCAAUUUUAGGAAUAAUAAAAUUUCAUUCAGGAUUCUGCUGCAGUUAGAGUCCACAUUUCCCUUCGGCAGAUGCUUUUUUUUUUUUAAGCUUGCACCAAAACGCUUCCGUUCCAAUGCCUUAUUUGUUGCAUAAUUUGUGUGUCUUACGGAGAAAGCUUGUUCAAACAGACAUAAUCAAUGAAACACGACGGCCUGUUGACAUCAUGUGCUGCUUAGUAAUGGACCUACACACCUCCCUCUGCCUCCUGUGUUAGUUGUCAAAGCUAAUACAAAUGAACUUCUGUCUUAUAUUUCUUCCAAUAAUGAACUUAAGCAAAGAUAAAUGGAAUGUUGCUGAAAUUAAUUUCCCUUUCUAGCCUCAGGGCUUGGUAUAUAUUCACUGAGGUCUGUCUUGUCCAAUCAUAUUUAAGGAAAACUGCUGUUCAUGUAGUCAGACGUCUCAUUUUCAUAGAACUGUCUCAAUACCUCUAGAUCACCGUUUGUUUAGGUUUUUAUAUUUGCUGUGUGGAUGAAGGAAUAAAAUAAACAAGGAAUUAAGUUGGAAUUA
Molecule: messenger RNA, 3623 nt
Organism: Acanthochromis polyacanthus (spiny chromis)
Lineage: Eukaryota; Metazoa; Chordata; Actinopteri; Pomacentridae
Gene: rtn2a
Product: reticulon 2a
Exons: 10
Coding region: 321-1817 (498 amino acids)
Source: RefSeq, a predicted model, not a curated record